UCUGAUGUACAUUUGUAUCGACUAUAUCGAACACUUGUCUGACAUAUAUUUUACCCCUUCCCCUUCAAAUACAUUACCUCCCCUUAAAAAAAGUAUGUAUAAUAUUCUGAUGUACAUUUGUAUCGACUAUAUCGAACACUUGUCUGACAUAUUAUAUUUUACCCCUUCCCCUUCAAAUACAUUACCUCCCCUUAAAAAAAAGUAUGUAUAAUAUUCUGAUGUACAUUUGUAUCGACUAUAUCGAACACUUAUCCGACAUAUAUUUUACCCCUUCCCCUUCAAAUACAAGACAGCCCCUUUAAAAAAAAAAAUAUAUAUAUAAAAUAUUCUGAUGUACCUACAUUUGUAUCAUACAUACACAUACAUACACACAACACACAUACAUACCUAUACAUACACACACAUACAUACAUACAACACACAUACAUACAUACAUACAUACAUACAUACAUACAUACAUACAUACAUACAUACAAACAUACAUACAUAUACAUACAUACAUACGAACAAACAUACUCAUAUAAUAUGAGAUCAUCAUACAUAAUAUCCAAAAAUAUUAUACCUACAAUUUUCAGAUUAUAAUCACAUUCGGAAAAAAUGACUCGCUAAAGCAUACGUUAUACAUCGGAAUAUAUCACACACACACACACACACACACACACGGAAACUCACACAUAGUCACAAUUAUAAAUAUUGAAACAUUCCAAUCCAACAGAGUACCAUCCUAAAUUAUAUUUUACACCCCGCCACCCGUCCUCACGCCCUAACAAUAUCAUCCGACUACAGACCUGUACAAGCCUGUAGUGACACGUCCGAGUAUUGUCGAUGAAUUUCAGGCAGAAAGUAGUGCACACAGAGCAAAAUUAAAUCAGUCUGUUAACUACAGUUCAAGACGUUCAAGUGUCAAGUCGUGUUAUUUCAGAGUUCUUAUGUGUUUUUAAAGUGUAUACAAAUAUUUUACAAGUUUUAUAAAAAUCAAAUUAUUUAUUUUACUUUAAUGAACACCAUAGUUCAUUUUUUCACCACUAGUUCCGAUAUUAGCGCAUACGUUAAUAUUCGCUUAGAUAAAACUAUUUCACACUGUUAUUUAAAGUACAAUAUAUUUUUCUAUAAUUCAUUACCCAUCUAUUCGUUGAAGGUAAAGUCUUGUUUCGCGAGUUCGACUAGUGUUCUUCAGUUUUCAUCAGACGUAAUCAUGUUCCCCUGUAGUAUAUGUGGUAAAACCUUUACUCGAAUCAGUAGUUUACACAGACAUGCCAAGUCACAUGAUGUUUCCAAAAAGAUUUCAUGCAAUAUAUGCUCAGAAAUAUUCACGCGAAAAGAUAACCUCAUCAGACAUACCAAGGAUAAACACCCUUCAAAUAUUGUAGUUCAACAACAACCAACCAUAACCAAGCAAGAAAUUCAAGAUUUUUUUACACCAGCUGAACACAUUUACGAUUAUAAUGUUCAAUCUCGCAAUGGUCAUAAGCGCUCAUAUCAUACGGAAAAUUCGAAUGAAGCAGCAAAUGCUAAAAAGACACGCAUGAGAAUCGUCAAGACACAAGGGUUCAUUAAGACAGGCACAUCGUUGUCGAAUAAAAUCAAUUGGUAUUACGUGAAAAAUACAGAUAACUUGACCAACUACAGAACAUUUUUAGAAUCAACAAAAAAAGACUUAAUAGAACUACUCAAGUCACUAUCAGCAAAACAACCAAUUAAAUAUAAUCUUAAAUUAGAAGCAACAUAUGAACGCCCGAACGUAGAAAAUUCAGCAGAGAAUAGAGCAUUUAAGACCUCAGCUAAGGAAAUGUUUAUAGAUACAGAUAUUGAAGCUAAAAUUAAUCAAGAUUUUGUCAACCUUUUGCUUGAAGAAGAAAUGUAUACUUCUAAAGGAAGUGGAUUUACACUACAAUCAAUAGAUGGUUUACUGUUAGGAGUAUAUAGUUAUUUCCCUAUGGGUGGUUCGUCUUAUAUUACACUUCCAGAGGACAUAAAAAAUAAAAAAGCAAUUAUCAAUCCCCAAAACUCAGACCAACAGUGCUUCAAGUGGGCAAUCAUAGCGAGACACGUUUCGGGUAAUGCCAAAAAUCAAGUGGCUGAAAAUUAUACAUCGCUCGAGGACAAAUAUAAUUUUUCUGGUUUAACAUUCCCAACACCUGUGAGGGAAAUAAAAACAUUUGAAAAAAAUAAUCCGAAAAUAUCAGUCAACGUUUAUGGAUUAAAAAAAGAAAAGAAUAAGAAACAUAUUGUUUAUCCACUUAAGGUUGCGGAUGAAGAAAAAAAAUAUCAUUUUGAUCUCUUACUAAUUACUGAUGGUAAUAAAAGCCACUACACCUACAUUUCUAACCUUUCGAGGCUUGUGAGAUCACAAAAAACAUUACACGCCGAAAAUGUUGUAUUUUGCAAACGAUGUUUUACCAGUUUUGACAAUAUACAUACAAAAUAUAAGUUAAAAGGUCAGGCGGGACUUGAACAACACAAGUUGAUAUGUGGAGCACAUAAGCCAAUUCUGCCUAAGAUGCCUGAGCCCGGUACAUUGUUAGAGUUCGAUGGGUGGAGUAACACUGAAAGACAUCCGUUCGCGAUAUAUGCCGAUUUCGAGGCACUCCUUGUUAAAUGCGAAGAAAAAAAAGGCAAAAAAAACAGCAGCUUUUCAAAAGCACGAGCCAAUGAGCUAUGGAGUUUUCGUAAAGGCUUCAGAAAACGUCCCCAUUGAGUUGCUUGAGAAAUAUGACAUACCAACAUCACCUAUUAUUUAUCGUGGAAGCGAGUCACAUCAGGAUGUAGCCAAGCGUUUCGUUAAUGAAGUAACAGAGAUCGCGAGAAGAGUUCAAGAUUUACUUAAAACAAAUAAACCCAUCAUAAUGACAGAAAAAGAGCAAAUAGCACAUGUCUCGAAAAGUACAUGCAAUCUAUGUGAAUGUAAUUUUUCUAUCAAAAACCAAAAGGUGGCAGAUCACUGCCAUCUAUCAGGGACAUUUAGGCAAACUUUAUGCAAUACUUGCAACCUGAAACUCCAAAAACCUAACUUUAUACCGUGCUUUCUACACAAUUUGUCUAAUUACGAUGCACAUUUCAUCGUAACCGAACUCGGAAAUGACACUAAAUCAAUCUCAGUAAUUCCAAACAGUGAAGAAAAAUACAUUUCAUUUUCAAAACACGUUACCAACAACUUUUCAAUUCGAUUCAUAGACUCUUGUCGAUUCAUGGCAUCAAAGUUAUCAACACUCGCAGAAAAUUUAUUAACACCAGGGUUCAAGAAGUUCAGAGAAACCGCAAAAGCAUUCGCACCCAGAGAUAUGAAUCUCGUCACACGUAAGGGUGUAUACCCUUACGAGUUUACCGAUAGUUGGGACAAGUUAGAAGAAACGAUUUUGCCUCGGAAAGAAGAUUUUUAUAGCACAUUAACGGAAGAACAUAUAGACGAUGAGGAAUACGAACACGCAGUCACAGUAUGGAACCAUUUCAAAUGCAAAACCCUAGGAGAAUAUAGCGAUUUGUAUCU
Messenger RNA from Metopolophium dirhodum (rose-grain aphid), 3487 nucleotides. RefSeq lists its product as uncharacterized. Lineage: Eukaryota; Metazoa; Arthropoda; Insecta; Hemiptera; Aphididae. The transcript has 3 exons. Bases 998 to 2698 code for a protein of 566 amino acids. The record is from RefSeq and is a predicted model, not a curated record.